CUCAUCACUCUCAUCUCUGUGGAAGAACAAUCAGCACAAAUAUUAAAGAACACCAGCAACUGCAGAAAAAUGGAAACGGAAAAAUCGGAGAUAGCUGAAGAAUUCCUCCUUGCCGGCGACACAAUUGACUGGGGUGCAAAGAAAAGACUGGCAUCUUAUGAGAAGGACACUAGAAAACGGACGAUCGUGGAAGCCGCGGUCAUCCUCUUUCAAGGAAACCUGGUGAAGAGAGAAGACUCAGAGAUAAUUUCGCGUACUGCCUGGGCAGACUUGGAGAUUCGGAUUAGAUUGAACUGUUAA
Protopolystoma xenopodis is the source of this 300-nucleotide messenger RNA. NCBI's taxonomy places the organism in Eukaryota, Metazoa, Platyhelminthes, Monogenea, Polystomatidea, Polystomatidae. The record is from the annotation of a GenBank genome assembly.